AGAAAAUCAUAUUUAAAUUCACCAGAUGCCUCAAUACUGAACCAGCUGCAGGAGCAGCUCUUGGACCAACGGCGGCUCGUCGAAAAGCUGGAAACCGAGCGCCACUCGAACCGUGCUAAAAUUAAGGAACUAUCCGAACAAAUCGUCCUGCUCCAGAAGAGGAACGCCGAAAGCAGUCACUUUGGUAGCGAGGGCGAAGACUCGCCGGAUGCUCUGUCGGAGAUUGACCGCCAGCAGGAGCUGUACAACAACAUUAGCAUGAAGAACAAGCACAUCAAGCGACUGCUGCGAGACCUCGACGACCUGGAGAAGAGGAACCGCUUUCAGAUCGAUACGAUCAACAGCUUGCAGGUGAGCUUGAACGACGCCACGAAAAACCUGACGACGCUGACGGACGAGUUUGAGGAGAUGAAGGCCGUGUUGAAAGAACAGAAAGUGAAGAUCGAGGAAGCGAACGAGAAGAUUCAGAAGUCGGAGGAGCGGAUCAGUGAGCUUGAAGAGGAGAAGACACGCUGCGAGGAAGACUUGGAGGACUUUUCGAAAAAGCUGGAAGAUAGAACGAUCCGUUGGAAGGAAGUUUUGGGAACGAAGCAAGCCGAACUGGAGGAAAUCCAGGCAAAGUACGCGGAACUGCUGGAUCGCUUCCCGGGGUAUGAUGUAGAAGCGGAAAGGAAGGAGUUUAAGAAGAUGGCAUCGCGCUUGCACGAGAAAGAUGAGUUGAUCGAGCAGCUCGAGCAGAAAAUCACACUUCUAUCACAGGAGAUUUUAACAUCUACCGAGCUGAUGAAUCGGAUUUCGCAGGAGAAGGAAGUCGCCAGCAAGGAGACGGUGAAGGUGAGUAACUGUUGCGAGGGCAGCCGUCAACUGCUGGACAAAGCGAACAAACGGUGCAAAGAGCUGCAGGAAAUGCUCGCCGGUGUCGAGGAAGAUAAUAUGCUCAAGUCUCGCCAAGCGGUCGAAGCUAUCGAAGCGCUGAGACGGUACGAAAGCGGCGAGGAAGGACUGGCAACGGCACUGAAGAAGAUCAACCGGCUGCACGAGAAGGUCAACGUGCGGGACAAACAGAUACGGGAGCUGGUGGCGGAGAUCAACCUGGCGAACGAGAUCGCGAUGGAGAAUGCUGUGUUGAGAAAACGACUGGGAAUCAGCGACGACGAAGCAAUACCAACGCAUUCCGUGCUGUCGAAGCAAAGAAAGAUCGAGAAGGUGAACGAGCGGCUCGCACUGAAGCUGCGUGCAUCGGAGGAGAUGCGAUUGCAGUUGAAGUUGGAAAAGAAUGACUUGAAGAGAAAAUUGUUUCAAAUGUCUCAAUCACUGAGCAGCCAAAGAAGCUCCGACAAAGAGAAGAAUGAUCAAGUGGAACCAAGCGCACAGGAAAGUGAAGCAAAUAACGAUCAUGCGGAUGCAGACGAGGUGUCAGGAUCAGUACCGUUGAAUGUAAAGUUCUGUGAGAAAUGUAUGAAGCAGUACAACGUUCACGAUAGUAUGAAGUACUGCAAGGCGUGCAUUUUUCGGCAAAGUUUCAGCUACUGCGACGGAUGUAUCAAGAAGCUGAAGGUCAAUUUCAAUAGCGAGGAGCAGUCGCUUCCACGGAGAGAUAAUGGUAUGCUGGAGGAAGUGGAAAAGAAGUACGCUGCGGUGGUGGAAGAGAACGAAAACUUGCGCAUAGGAAUGCACGAGAUCCUUCAGAAGCUGCGUGACUAUGACGCAAUGUCCAGCCAGAUAACGAUCGAUACGUCAACGUUGGAGAGAUUGCUGCAUGCGCUGGACGCACGUAGUGUUAGUGGUUGGUAUCAUCCGGCGAUGCGUCUACAGAACGAACUGCUGGCGACCAGAGAGCGCGAGUUGUUGCUGAAGGAACGCUUGAGCAAGCAGAGUACAUCUCUGUCGAUAGGAAGUCGAGACGAUUCGGGGAAUGUGUGCGAUGAUGACACGGCGGAUAUGGACCAGCAGAUGGCGAUUGUUGAGCCGACAGACUUCAGUGAGCAAGUUUUGUUAAAGUCAGUGGAGAUUGAUCGAUUGAACGAAGUGAUUGAAGAACUUAAGAAUGAGCGAGAUCGGUUGGUACAAUCCAACGAUGAACUCGCAGUGACGAAGCGGAUGUACGAAGAACUGUUGCAGUUUACAAGAUCAACUGAUGAUGAGAAGGACAGACUGCUGGUGGAAACACUGGACCGACUGAAGCACAUUGAGUCGAACAUCUGCGCAUAUCAACGAAAAAUAGACUACCUCAAAGCUGAGAAUGAUAACCUGCACAACGCGAUGCGGGUUAUCAAGGUGGAUCACUUGAACGUUCUUCACGGACUGAAGACGGAGCUUGCACGCAAGAGUAGUACGCUGAGGAAGAUGGAAUCACAUUCGGAGUCGGUUGAGAAAAGUGGAAGCAGUUCAGAGUUGGAUUCGAUAGAGAGGUUGGAGGGAGAAAUCGAACGGAUGAAGCUGGAAACUGCAAAUUUUUACACGAUCUUCCUUAAGAACAUUCAAGAAGUGGACAAGGAAAAUAUGAUUGAACUGGAAUAUGAUACAUUGUCCAGGUUCGGCUUGGUAGAUGCCAAUUUAGCUAUUGAGUUUAUACCGAAGGAAGAGUUUAAGCGAACCAAGCAUCAGCUACAAUCAAUUGAAGAGGACUUGAAGAGACAAACCACCAAGAACGGUCACCUGCAGGAACUGCUGAAAGUAUCCCAGGAACAAAUCCGUUCGCAGCAAACGCUGCUUUCGAAGUACGCUGACGAGGAGAUCAGUCUGCGUCAUUUGGUGGCCGACUUGCAGAGUUCUUCCAACGAGAAAUAUCUGCUGGCAAAGAUUCAGAAAGAGCUAGAUUUGGCUGUUGAACAAGUUGAGUUUCUGAAGCUGGAUAAUGCCAAAAUGAAGCAGUCGCUAAUGGAAGCUACCUUAGAACUGGAGAAGGCGAAGGAACAGCGAACGCUACAGGAGUUGGACUUUAUCGAUCGGCAGAAGGAUAACAGCCUGAAGAUCAAGUUUCUAACCAAGAGCGUAAGGAUCCUUCAUGACAACUACAACGCAUUCACGCCAACGUACGCGGUAACGGACUUUGUGAAACAGUACGCAAACCUGUUGGAGCAGAAGAAAGACUUUGUUCGGGAGCGGUUCGAGAGCCUGAGUCGUAGUAGACACGAAGAGUACGAGCGACUGUUUAGCAAGCUGAAGGAGAAUCUCGAGGGGAGUCAGAUUCAGGAUAAGAUCAAUUUGAUCAAGUUUGAAAGCCAGUGUGAGUAUCUGACAAAACAGUUGAUACUGGCGCAGGACCAGGUGGAACAGCUACAGGAAGAGAACUCAAACUUGAAACUGAAGAACGUUGAAAACACUCAGCACUGGGACACCAUUGAGCUGAUAUUCAACGGUGAAGGAAAAUCUACGAAACAAAAGGACAAGUACUUCGACAAGGAAGUUCAAGUAUCAGUUGAAAUCGACCACAAGUGCAUCAACACCAUACCGAUCAUCGACGACAGUCUGGCGGAGAAGCCUCGGAUGGCAACGCCUCCAGCUACGCGUAAAACCUCCGAAGCGGCCCAGAUGACGGAUGAAGAGCUUAGCGAUCCAGUGUCGGCUCCACCGGUCACGGUAACGAUCACGAGCGUACAGCAAAGGUCGCUGGAAUCCCAGCUAAAGCAAGCUAUGAUGCUGGCGUCAACCAGAAGUGCCCUGCUGUUGGAAAACGAAAGUCGUCUAAUGGCAUGCCACGGCAGGAUCAAACUGCUGGAGAAGACCUUGGAAGAUAAGGAGGAGCAGCUGCGGAGGGAAAAGUCCGACAGGGUUGCGUCCGGCGGCUUAGACAAGCUGGACGACAAUAUUUUGAGCACGACAAUCGGUUCGCUGCAGGGACUGCUGCUGGAGAAAGACACGACUCUGUCGAGGUAUCAGGAAUUGCUGCGAAACGAGCGCGAAGAACACUCGAAAGCAUACGACGAGCACGUGGUUCAGAUUAAGGCACUCAAGAAGGAAAUCGACGAGCUGGAGCAGAAGGUGUACGACAAGCAGAAGCAAACGGACAACCUGCAGACACAGCUGCGGGAUUUGAACGAGUAUAAAAUGCAGCAGGAGUCGGCUGCUGUCGAGCGGGAAGUUCAAGUGGUAGAUAAACAAUUAGAGAAGCCUGAACUGGUGUACACGGACAACAUCAUUGAGAACAUUUAUGAGAUUGAUCAGAAGAAGGAGGAGGAAAUUGAGGCGUUGAAGGUUCAGGUUAAGGCAGUGGAGAACAAACUACGAAAUGCAGAAGAGGAAUUGAAGAAAGCACAAGUUCUAAUGAGAGAGUGUACUGAAGGAGAAGAGACUGGAACGAGUGCUGAGGAGAAAGAAGCGGAGAUUGUGGCACUGAAUGAUAAGCUUGUAAGAGAACAUGAAGACUACAAGGAACUGACGGAGAACGUGGCCAGUGCGCAGGAGAUCGAACAGUUGCGCGAAAUGCUAGAGGAGAAAGAUCGUCACAUUCAGGAUUUAACGGAAACCCUCAGCCAAUUCCACGAUGAUCAGCAAAAGUUCAUGAACGAUACGUCACUGCACUCAGCCGAGCAGGUUUCGCAGUUGAGUGCGGAUCUCAACCGUAGCGAAGCGUCUAAUCGUGUGCUCAAGACGCAGCUCGAAGCACUGAAGCGACAAAUCUUGAGUGUUCAGCAGCGCGAAAAGCAAUCUCGGGAGCUGGUGAAGACGUUGAAGAACCAACUGAUCAAGCGUCCCGUCAUUUCAAUGAAGCCGGAGCGAACAACGACACCGCGCGAGGAUCAGCUUGCGCGCAAGGUCCAACAGCUGGAGACGGAACUGCUGGACACGAAGGACGAGCUGCGCAAGCAAGUCAGCAUCAACGAGAAUCGACGCGCAAAGAACGCGGCAGAGCUGGAUCUGUGGAACAAGCAGAAACGCUGGCAACAGAUCGCCGAGAAGCUCAAGGCGCAGCUGAAGGAGCGCGAGAUCGAGCUCGACAAGCUGAAAGUCCACUUCAACUCGGCCAAAGCAACCAUCGGACGUUUGGAGCGUGAGAAGGCCCUGCUGGAAGGACGGGGUGCGGUUCGUGGAAGCAGCGGUGGAUCGGGCACGAGUGCAAGAUUCGUCGGAUCCGACAGCAACAAAUACACGACGGCGGAAUCGCCGGAUUCGUGUACGACUGAGAGUACCGGUUCCGACGAUGCCUGUACCGAGCUGAACACGUUCGCCCAGAACAGCAAGGAGAUUAUCGAAGCGCUGAAGAGUCGGAUCGAAUCGCAGCAGCGGCGGAUCAUAGCGAUGGAGUUGGAGCGGAAGGGCUCCAACACGAUGACGCACGAGUUUGAGAAGCUACAGGAGAAGAUAUCUAGUUUGGAGGCGCAGAACAUCCGGCUGGAAGCGAAGACGCUGCAGCUGCAGCUCGACAACGAUAUGCUGCGUAAAAGCGACGAAUCGGAGCGGAUGAGGGGUCAGAUGAAGCAUCUCGAGGACUACAUCCAAAUCCUAAAGGACGAGUUGGCCAAACCCGCCCAGCCGGCCUCCAUCCCCCAGACAAUCAACGUAGAGUGCCAACGAUGUGCUCGGGCGGCAACCAGCGGCGGCGAAAUUUCCGAUUACAGCUCCAAACUCGAGCAAACCGUAAUCGCCCUUCGGAGGGUCGUCGAAAAGCUCAAGGUCGAGAACAAGCAACUUCGCGACGGGAGACCCGGAAGCAGUGGCACCACCGCUUCCUCGCGGGAUAGCUCUAAAUCCGGGUCGCCCUCGAAGGAAGGCUACGAUCGGCUGAAAAAAGACCACGAGAAGCUGCAGCAAAGCUACACGGAAGCGCUGAACCGCGUUGCGGCACUGCAAGUCGAGGUGGAGCUGCUUUCGAGUGCCAACUGUCCGCGCUGCAGCGAAGGGGAAAAGGGACGGAGGGACGAGGGUGAGCAGGACAACGAGUUGGAGCGGACGCUGGAGAAGAAGACGCAACUGUUGGAGAAGGCCAAGAUUUUGCUGACGCGGGCAGCCGCCAAGGAGCGGUACUUGAAGGAGCAGAUUGCGCUGCUGAGAAGGAAAUGUUCAGAUUUGCAGAACGUACCUGUUAUCGAUGAGAUCAGCGAGUAGCGACGAUGAGGAUGACACUGCCAACAAAUUUGAAUUUUCACAUUUUUUUGUAUGUUUUGUGUGCGUUUUUUUGUUGGGUUUGUUCACUCUUUUUUUCCUGCCACAGCCACUGAAGAAAAGGCACUUUCUCACUUUAAGGUGAUUGCAAAUACACGAGUACAUGUUAGGAGUAACUUAAAC
This is a messenger RNA of Culex quinquefasciatus (southern house mosquito), 6228 nucleotides long. Its product is annotated as centrosomal protein cep290. The record is from RefSeq and is a predicted model, not a curated record. Lineage: Eukaryota; Metazoa; Arthropoda; Insecta; Diptera; Culicidae.